GGCUUUGUCUCGUGGGCUGGUCCCCGGCGGCUUCCUCCCCCAACAGCUGCCGCCGACGGAGGACGCGGCGCGGGAGCUGUCCGGCGUCCCGGUGCUGAAACCCCGACCCCUCGUCAUCCACCACUACCAUGUAAGGCCAUGAAAAGGGCUCGUCGUGGCGCAGCGCGGACAUGGAGGAGGACUUAUUCCAGCUCAGGCAGCUGCCGGUGGUGAAGUUCCGUCGCACAGGGGAGAGUGCAAGGUCAGAGGACGACACGGCUUCAGGAGAGCAUGAGGUCCAGAUCGAAGGGGUCCGAGUGGGCCUAGAAGCCGUUGAGCUGGACGAUGGAGCAGCUGUGCCCAAGGAGUUUGCCAACCCCACUGAUGAUACUUUCAUGGUGGAAGAUGCGGUGGAAGCCAUUGGGUUUGGAAAGUUUCAGUGGAAGCUGUCUGUUCUCACUGGCUUGGCUUGGAUGGCUGACGCCAUGGAGAUGAUGAUCCUGAGCAUCCUCGCCCCGCAGCUGCACUGUGAGUGGCAGCUGCCCAGCUGGCAGGUGGCCCUGCUGACCUCGGUGGUCUUUGUAGGCAUGAUGUCCAGCUCCACACUAUGGGGGAACAUCUCCGACCAGUACGGCAGGAAAACGGGGCUGAAGAUCAGCGUGCUCUGGACUCUCUACUACGGCAUCCUCAGUGCUUUUGCACCUGUGUAUAGCUGGAUCCUGGUGCUCCGAGGCCUGGUGGGCUUUGGGAUUGGAGGGGUCCCCCAGUCGGUGACGCUGUACGCCGAGUUCCUUCCCAUGAAAGCCAGAGCCAAAUGUAUUUUGCUGAUUGAGGUCUUCUGGGCCAUCGGGACAGUGUUCGAGGUCAUCCUGGCCGUGUUCGUGAUGCCCAGCCUGGGCUGGCGCUGGCUGCUCAUCCUCUCGGCUGUCCCGCUCCUCCUCUUCGCUGUGCUGUGUUUCUGGCUGCCAGAGAGUGCGAGAUACGAUGUGCUGUCCGGGAACCAGGAAAAGGCAAUUGCCACCUUGAAAAGAAUAGCGACAGAGAAUGGAGCGCCCAUGCCCCUCGGGAAGCUCAUCAUCUCCAGACAGGAAGACCGAGGCAAAAUGAGGGACCUUUUCACACCCCAUUUCAGAUGGACAACGCUGCUGCUAUGGUUUAUAUGGUUUUCCAAUGCGUUUUCUUACUAUGGGCUAGUUCUUCUCACCACCGAGCUCUUCCAGGCAGGAGAUGUCUGCAGCAUCUCCAGUCGGAAGAAGGCAGUAGAAGCGAAGUGCAGCCUGGCCUGUGAGUACCUGAGUGAGGAGGAUUACAUGGACCUACUGUGGACCACCCUCUCUGAGUUUCCAGGUGUCCUUGUGACUCUGUGGAUCAUUGACCGCCUGGGCCGCAAGAAGACCAUGGCCCUGUGCUUCAUCAUCUUCUCCUUCUGCAGUCUCCUACUGUUCAUCUGUGUUGGAAGAAAUGUGCUCACUCUGUUACUCUUCAUUGCAAGAGCGUUUAUUUCUGGAGGCUUCCAAGCGGCCUAUGUUUACACACCUGAGGUCUACCCCACUGCGACGCGGGCGCUGGGCCUGGGCACCUGUAGUGGCAUGGCAAGAGUGGGGGCUCUCAUCACUCCGUUCAUCGCUCAGGUGAUGUUGGAAUCGUCUGUGUACCUGACCCUGGCGGUUUACAGCGGCUGCUGCCUCCUGGCUGCUCUGGCCUCCUGCUUUUUGCCCAUCGAGACCAAAGGCCGAGGACUACAGGAGUCCAGUCAUCGGGAGUGGGGCCAGGAGAUGGUUGGCCGAGGGGCUCAUGGUGCCGGCGUCGCCAGGUCGAACUCUGGCUCUCAGGAAUAGUGACUGCUGGAGGGCUGAGCUGGUCUUGAAGGCUGGGAGCCUGGGGAGAUGGUGGAGCCCAGUUGAGCCACUCGUGGGUCACUGCCAACGUCAAGAACUCACUCAAGGAUGACCUGGACCAACAGGGCUUUGUGUCGUGACUGUUUGCCCAUAUUCAUUGAGGUCCACCGGGGUGGGGAGGCAUUUGCUCUGGGUUUCUGUGUGUCGGGGGUAAGUUUACUAACAACCUGAGGGUCUGCAUGAUGGAAAAACUGCCACCAUGGGAGGGGUGGGGAUGCAGGCUGUCAAACAGCUGCUGUUUAGAGUCACCUGGUCACUCUCUCAGUGAACAACCACUGAAGAAAGAAAAUCUCUGUAGAUACAGUCCAGGCCUUGCACAGACCAGACCUGUUCAGUAAGUAGCUCCUGCACUCUGGGCCUCAGGCUUUCUUCUUUGAAAUAACAGGUGACUAGGUAUAUGGCCUGAGUUCCCAGUUCCCUCAGCAGGGCCUUCUGAUUGGCUCCCCAGAGCCUGCCUGGCAGUGGGAAAGACAUGCAUUUGAACUUCAGCCUCACACGCGCCCACCUUGCCCUCUCUGGAGUUGCUGCCUCUGGCUGCAGAGGAUCCAGCUGUGUCCCUGAGGAGAACUAGGAGAGCUGUUACCCCACUCAUGACCUGGAAAUUGGGGACUGAAGCCCAAAGGAAGGGAAAGCGCAGCAGGAGCCUCUCCUUCUGAAGCCAGGACGUC
Octodon degus (degu) is the source of this 2545-nucleotide messenger RNA. It is a transcript of the gene Svop, whose product is annotated as SV2 related protein. The record is from RefSeq and is a predicted model, not a curated record. Gene Ontology annotation, cellular component: membrane. Gene Ontology annotation, biological process: transmembrane transport. The transcript has 16 exons. Lineage: Eukaryota; Metazoa; Chordata; Mammalia; Rodentia; Octodontidae. Bases 171 to 1817 code for a protein of 548 amino acids. Gene Ontology annotation, molecular function: transmembrane transporter activity.